UGACAACUGCUGUCAGCGCGGAAUCCAAUCAGAAUUUUUCAUUUUAUUUUCAUUUUUAUCGUCGGUCCAAUGCAUGUAGAUAGUCCUUUAGUUGCAAAAUUCCUUAUUUUAAGGUGAACUGAAUGACUUUGGUUACAUCCAAUACCCCAAUGAAGCCUCGAAAGCUGCGGGGAUAACGCGAGGCGGAAGUGAACAGUGUAAGCAAAAGUGAAAAAACUUUCCGACACCACCGACUCCCUAAAGUAACGUCAUAACGCUGAAACUCACGACGGGUUCGUGAACUUCAAUUCGGGGCUGACCAAUGUGAAAUGAAAUUUCCCGCUUGGAUGACGGGCGGUGGCGACGGGACCUUCUACAUACGUUCAGCAUAUUCGUUUCUGGUAGCAAGCUCAACAGAAGCCCUGGAGCAUAUUAUUAUUGUGUUCGUGGUGUACUUGCUAGUAUGCCUGCUUAGUUAUAAGUUGAUUUUCUCGCGCAGCAAGAGAUUCCCCAUUCGACUGCUGAGCGAUGUGCGCUUCCCAGAUUACCGGAGGGUGCUAUUUGUCAUUUCGCAUCCAGAUGACGAGUGCAUGUUCUUUGGACCGACUAUAAGGAGUCUAACGAAGCGGGAAGACUGCCAAGUCAACAUUCUGUGUCUGUCGAAAGGCAACUACGAAAAACAAGGAAAACUACGCCGAGAUGAACUAUGGAAAUCAUGCAGUACCCUCGGCAUACCGCAAUCAAACAUUACCCUAGUCAAUGCAACUCACCUACCUGACGACCCGAACGUCGAAUGGAAAGUGGAAACAAUAGCUAAAAUAAUUUCUAAAGCAGUUGAGUCACUUGAUAUUCAGGCUGUAAUUACAUUUGAUCGAGAUGGAGUUAGUCAACAUCCGAAUCAUUGUGCUGUAUAUUAUGCCACUGCAUCUCUAUGCCUAGCUGGUCUAAUGCCAAAAGGUUGCAAGAUCUACACUCUGGAUACAAUCAACAUUAUUCGGAAGUACAUCUCAUUGUUUGAUCUAGUUUGUACAUUUAUGAUGUCUACCAAUUGGUGCAUAAUUAGCUUAAAGGAGGCUAAAGUUGUUCGUGCUGCCAUGCAGCAACAUGUUUCACAAAUGAGAUGGUUCCGAAGAUUAUAUAUUAUAUUUUCUCGUUAUAUGUUUAUUAACUCAUUGCGUGAAAUUAAUUUAUCAGAUAUUGAGUUGGAAAUGCAAAUUCAAGAUUCCUAAAAGUUAUGAAAUGUGUGUGCCGUUAAGUUUAUGAUACUGUGUACCCUAAAAUCCUCCACGCCAUUGUUUUUAAUUGUUCAGUUUAAUAUAAAAGAAAAGAUAUUUGUAUGAAUACAAACACACCAACGCAAAAGCAAAAAACAACAAACAAAAAUGCUGACUAACAAAAGUAAUAAGAACUGUAAAUUGUAGCCCGAUAUUUAAAUAAA
Molecule: messenger RNA, 1417 nt
Organism: Hermetia illucens (black soldier fly)
Lineage: Eukaryota; Metazoa; Arthropoda; Insecta; Diptera; Stratiomyidae
Gene: PIG-L
Product: N-acetylglucosaminyl-phosphatidylinositol de-N-acetylase
Exons: 5
Coding region: 309-1208 (299 amino acids)
Biological process (GO): GPI anchor biosynthetic process
Cellular component (GO): endoplasmic reticulum
Molecular function (GO): N-acetylglucosaminylphosphatidylinositol deacetylase activity
Source: RefSeq, a predicted model, not a curated record